AUGAGUCCCACCGACAAGCGCGCCCGGCUUGGAAGCUGCUAUCAGUUCGCCUUCACUAUCGGCAUCCUCGUCUCCUACUGGAUCGACUAUGGCAUGCAGUUCGCUCCCGCCAAUGCCCUGCAAUGGCAGAUUCCGUUCGCCGUACAGCUGAUUCCCGGCGCAUUCAUGGGGUUGGGGAUGCUCACGCUCCGCGAAAGCGUGCGCUGGCUUCUCUCACACGACCACGACAAGAACGAGUCCAAAGCAUGGGACAGCCUAACCUGGAUCCGCUCAUCGAACGGGCCACACGUGCGCGCCGAGUACCAGCAAAUGAAAUCCAGCAUCGAGCGUGACGCGCACGCAACGGCCGAUUUCUCUCCGAGAGAGCUCCUCAGCAAGUCCAACAGCCACCGACUCGCUCUAGCCGUCUGCCUGUUCAUAGCCCAACAAUCUAUGGGGCCAACCGCGCUGGCCUACUUCGGGCCGCAAUUCUUUGCACUUCUCGUAGGCAACAACGCCCACCUGACCCUCCUCCUAACCGGCAUCUUCGGCGGCCUGAAAGUAAUCGGCUGUCUCAUCUUCAUCGUAUGGGUCGCCGACCGAUUCGGCCGCCGACCACUACUGAUCCUGGGCGCGCUCGCCAUGUCCAUCUGCAUGAUAACCACCUCAGUGGUAGUAAAAUCCACCAACGUCCCCACACCCCACCCAUCCACACAUAACUCCGACACCACCCCCACCAUCACCAACAGCGGCCUCCUAACCGUCUCCCUCAUCUACCUCGCCAUCGUCUUCUACAACCUCUCCUGGGGCCCCCUCCCCUGGCCCUGCACCGCCGAACUCUUCAACACGCGCAUCCGCGAACCCGGCGUCGCCAUCGCCGUGGCCGCCCAAUGGCUCUCCAACUUCGUCUGGUCAUUCUCGACCCCGUACGUCCUAGCAGGUGCCAAAUGGGCCACCUUUCUAAUCUUCGGGAUGCUAGACGCCAGCUUCGCUGCCUUCGUCUGGUUCUUCUUACCUGAAACGCGCGGCCGAACCCUCGAGGAGAUCGAUGCGCUUUUCAAAGACGAGGAUAAGCUCCACGAUGACUCACUAUCGUCCGCCCUGCUGGUCGGGGAGCAGGAAAUUGACCGUGAAUACGAACAGGAUGAUAUUAGUUCUCCUGAUGAUGCGGGGGUGAAGACGAAUGAGGAGCGGGUGGAGGUUUAG
This is a messenger RNA of Aspergillus niger, 1185 nucleotides long. RefSeq lists its product as uncharacterized. The transcript has a single exon. NCBI's taxonomy places the organism in Eukaryota, Fungi, Ascomycota, Eurotiomycetes, Eurotiales, Aspergillaceae. Bases 1 to 1185 code for a protein of 394 amino acids. Gene Ontology annotation, cellular component: membrane. The record is from RefSeq and is a predicted model, not a curated record. Gene Ontology annotation, molecular function: carbohydrate:proton symporter activity. Gene Ontology annotation, biological process: transmembrane transport; carbohydrate transport.